CCAGAUGUCAAUUUAGUGGAAUGGCAGUACGAAGUGUCUAAUAUUCAGCUGCAUCAAGAAUUGAGCUAAGGAGCACCAGACGAUCCAUAAUGCGAACAGUCUAUGCUACCUUACGUAUACUCAUGAGUCUGGCAAAUGAGGAAAUUAUUUACUCAAAGUGGAAACGGGAAACACUAAUCGCUCAACCUCAAUGAAAAUUUGCUUAAUUUAUGGAAACGCAAUCAUGGUGCUACUUGUAUUUGCCACUUGUCGGGUUGGGUAGAUUUCAACACGUUACGAGUCGAGCCAUACGGUUAUGGAGGUGGUUGAAAUGAAUUCGUUGGACAGUAUAGCGAAGGAUGCUCUCAUUCGAACAGUAAUUGGAGUAUCGAUUCGAACAACAGCAGUCACCAGCGACUCGUAUUCUCACGAAUUGAUCAUCAAGAAAGUUAUUCCGAAGAAUGUUGCAGUCAAUCUGGUUCCUCUAUUUCUGUAUGCCGUUCGUUGCGGCAGUUACGAAUUGCUCCUACACACCUUGCAACGACUGCAGUGAAUCUGUGGUCGAUUAUCCACGACAAUUUUUCGAGAUGUUUUUUCCAUCAUAUCUCAAUCGUUCUGUGAUGCCUCUUACUGCAAUUCGAGCGAAGCCGAGUGAACUGGCGAACAUUUCACUCCGCCUUUACAAAGGAACAACCUUGGAUAAUUACGUGGAAGAGUUGGUUAGUAAUGCGGUGAAUCUCUUAAACUAUCUCAAUAGUAGCAAACCGACAGUUAUGUAUGUUUCUGGCUGGACCGAGACUCCAGAGUCUAGCAGUGUUCUGGCUGUCGUUGGUGCAUACUUGAAGCGGUGCGAUCACAAUGUCGUACUCGCAAACUACCAGGAUAUCGCAACAAGGUCGUAUCCCUUUGCCGCGCUGAGCGUUCCUGGAGUCGGUUACACCCUGGCGCAAGCAUUUAACGAGCUGGUGAAAAACGGCCUGGAUUCUUCGACGCUCCACGUGGUGAGCCAUUCGCUCGGAAGUCAGGUCAGCGGGUUUUUCGGAAAAUGCGUCGACUUCAUCGUGCCAAGGAUCACAGGCUUGGAUCCAGCCGGUCCCGGGUUUGACAUGAUGAACGAGAACCUGGCAUCUGGUGACGCCAGGUUCGUUGACAUAAUUCACACGGACGCUGGAAUCUACGGCACUGCAAGUAACAGGGGGGAUGCCAACUUUUACCCGAACGGUGGUAAUCGUUUUCAGCCUGGAUGCAAAUUUAGUCUGCCAUACAGCGAUAAUGGUAGAGUAUCACAGUUACUACCCCGAGAUGAAACUUCACUGUAUUCGCCUACAAAUAUUCUGCUUUCAGACUUCUGCAGUCAUCACAGAUCCUGGCAAUACUUCACCGAGUCGCUUGAAUCAGAAGAUGCCUUCGUCGGACAGAAAUCCAAAUCAUAUCGGAGUUUCAAGUCAGGUUUUAGCUGGGGUGUAGUCGCAGUCAUGGGAUAUGGAACGCCAACAACAGCGAACGGAAAAUUCUAUCUUCAAACCAAUAGCGCGUUUCCGUAUGGUCGAAGGUACAAGGGCUUGACGUACGACGCGUUGUUUUAGGCCAACGCAAUUUUAGCCAAUGGACCAUCGACACGGGAUUCAUGUGUAACAAUUAUCGCG
This is a messenger RNA of Neodiprion virginianus, 1625 nucleotides long. Its product is annotated as phospholipase A1-like. Lineage: Eukaryota; Metazoa; Arthropoda; Insecta; Hymenoptera; Diprionidae. The coding region runs from base 441 to 1565 and encodes 374 amino acids. The record is from RefSeq and is a predicted model, not a curated record. The transcript is spliced from 5 exons. Gene Ontology annotation, molecular function: lipase activity.